AUGGAUGCACUUCCUCAACCAAACCCUCAACCCAACCCCAGGCUUAUGAAAGACUUCGGUAGGCCCCAAGUAGGAGGUUCACCUUCUUGUAUAGUGCUUACUGAUGCAGCUAGGAAUUAUGAGUUAAAAACAGUCCACUACAACCAGUUGCCAUCUUUUCACGGUUCAGCAAGCGAAGAUGCCCUUACCUUUAUCCGGGAUUUCUACGGGAUAGUCCAACAUUUCCCGUUGAAUGACCUGACCGAGGAUGCACUAAGAAUGAGGUGUUUUCCAUACACCUUGAAAGAUGCAGCAAAAACAUGGUUCAUGUCUCUCACACCGGGAUCCCUUCGGACAUGGCCGGAGGUGUACAACAAGUUUAUAGGUAAAUUUUAUUCCCAUGCAAAAACUGCUGAGCUAAGAAGAAAAAUUGCGACAUUUUCGCAAGCUGAUGGUGAACCGUUUCAUGAGGCAUGGGAAAGGUUCAAAAUGCUACUCAUUCAAUGCCCUCAUCAUGGCUACCCAUUGGAGCUUCAAAAUCAAACAUUCUAUGAUGGUUUGACUCAAACCAGCCAAUCAAUGGUUGACAAUGCGGCUGGAGGUGCCAUGGGAGAAAAAACGGCGGAGGAAACUUUAACAUUGUAUGAAAUGCUAGGGGCAAACUCCCAACAAAAGAGUAUAAGGGGACGUACACAAGGUAUGUAUGAAGUUAACUCAAAUACGGGGUUGGAAAUUCAGGUGUCUGAGCUAGCAAAACAAGUGAAGAGCAUGUGUUCUAUGAUGGGUAUGCAGCAAAAUAAUGCAUUUAUGAUUGAUGAAAAUGAUUGUGAGCAGGCCAACGCAAUGAAUAGUUUUAAUCAAAGGCCUAGAAACGACCCGUACUCUAAUUCUUACAAUCCGGGUUGGAAAAAUCACCCUAAUUUUUCUUGGAGUAAUAAUCAAAAUAAUUUUCAACCAGUUGCUCCUCAACCAAAAAAACCGUCUUGGGAGGAUUCUUUGGAUACUUUUAUACAGACCUGCAAUAGACAGCAAGAAGCAAACGAUCAACGGUUCCUACAGACUGAGGCAUCACUUGCUAAAACUGAGGCUUCACUUGCCAGAAAUGAAGCGUCUAUGAGAAAAUUGGAAGUCCAAGUGGGACAAAUCGCCGAAGCUCUACAAGGCCAUGUGCCAGGUAAGUUGCCUAGUCAACCUGAAGAAGCUAAGAUUAUGACUGUUCUAAGAAGUGGUAAAGUUAUUGAAAAUAAUGUGAAGGGAAAUACCACUUGUAAACAAUCUGAAAUAGUUGAAAAUUUGAAUGUUGAUAAUGAAGUCAAUAAGGAUGAACCCAAAUUGCAUAAAUCUAAUGAUCCUUAUGUGCCCCCUAAAUCGUAUGUUCCUCCCGUUCCAUUUCCUGGUAGAUUGAAAAAUUCAAAAUUUGAUAGAUCAUUUGCUGAGAUUUAUGACUUGUUGUCAAAAGUGAAUGUGAAUUUGCCUUUGUUAGACAUGAUUAAAAAUAUGCCUGCCUAUGCUAAGUUUUUAAAAGAGUUGAACACUAGAAAGCGUAGGUAUGAACAUAAUGAAAAAGUCUUUAUGUCUAAAACUGUAAGUGCUGUUUUGCAAACUGACUUGCCCCCAAAAUUAGAAGACCCCGGUAGUUUCAUAAUAACUAUUACAGUGGGGAAUUCUAAGAAAGAAAAGGCAAUGCUUGAUUUAGGGGCAAGCAUUAACUUGAUGCCAUAUUCUGUCUACUUGCAGUUGGGUCUGGAUAGAUUAAAACCUACUACAAUGUCCCUAGAGCUUGCUGAUCGCUCUGUUAGAUAUCCUAGGGGCAUUGUAGAAGAUGUCUUGGUCCAAGUUGAUAAACUAAUAAUUCCUGCCGACUUUGUUGUUUUAGACAUAAAUAAAAAGUGCAAUCAUGAGCAGGACAUGCCUAUUUUGCUUGGCCGACCUUUUAUGGCCACAGCAAAAACAAUGAUUGAUGUUCAAAAUGGAAAAUUAACCAUGACUGUCCUAGAUGAAACUGUUGAAUUUUCCAUUUUGAAAUCAAUGAAAUUGCCUGAAAACAAUAAUAAUCAUUGCUUUGCUGUAGACAUUUUAGAUUCCAUAAUUUCUGCUGAGUUUUUAGAUGAAUCUCCGUUGAAGGUCGAAACUGAUGAAGAGGAACCUAAUCAAAGCCCAAUAAAAGAGGGGGGUGUUGAAGGAUGUUCACUCGCAGACUGUCUGGAGCAAAUCAAAGAAAAACACCAUCCCUCAGUUGAAGCUGACGUUCCGCCCAAGCUGGAAUUAAAACUGCUUCCUAGUUCUUUAAAAUAUGCUUUCUUAGGUCCAAAUAAUACUUAUCCUGUAAUAAUUGCCUCUAACCUUUCACAGGAACAAGAAACAAAAUUGCUUGAUGUAUUAAAAAAAUAUAAAAGUGCAAUUGGUUGGACAGUAGGAGAUAUUAAAGGAAUAAGUCCAACGGUUUGUAUGCAUCGGAUCUUACUUGAAGAAGGAGCAACCCCUGUCCGUCAACCUCAGCGCAGGCUAAAUCCGAAUAUGAAGGAGGUUGUACGUGCAGAAGUCCUAAAGUUGUUGGACUCAGGUAUUAUUUAUCCAAUUUCAGAUAGUAAAUGGGUAAGUCCAGUUCAUGUAGUGCCAAAAAAAUCUGGAAUUACUGUUGUUACUAAUGAAAAAAAUGAGUUAAUCCCAACUAGAACAGUAACUGGGUGGCAGGUUGACAGGGCCAAAAUUGAAGUUAUUUCUAAACUACCUCCCCCUACAUCUGUGAAAGAAGUGCGAAGUUUUCUUGGUCAUGCAGGUUUUUACAGGCGCUUCAUUAAAGACUUUUCAAAAAUUUGUAGGCCUAUGUGUAACCUGUUAGCAAAAGAUGUUGUCUUCAAGUUUGAUGAUGAAUGUUUGUCUACUUUCAACUUUUUGAAAGAAAAAUUAACUUCUGCUCCCAUUCUUGCUGCACCUAAUUGGGAGCAUCCUUUUGAAAUAAUGUGUGAUGCAUCUGAUUAUGCCAUAGGUGCUGUUUUAGGACAGAAAAUUAAUAAACUGCCUUAUGUGAUUCAUUAUGCAAGUAAAACUUUGGAUAAUGCUCAGGUUAACUAUACAACUACUGAAAAGGAGUUGUUAGCUGUAGUCUUUGCAUUAGAAAAAUUUCGUUCUUACUUGAUUGGUUCUAAAGUGAUUGUUUAUUCUGAUCAUUCUGCUCUAAAAUUUUUGUUGGCUAAAAAAGAUGCUAAGCCUAGACUAAUAAGAUGGAUUUUAUUGCUCCAAGAGUUUGAUUUGACUAUCAGGGAUAAGAAAGGAUGUGAGAAUGUGGUCGCUGAUCAUUUGUCUCGUUUGCCUGAUGCAGCUAAUAAUUGUCCUACAUCUGAUAUUCCUAUAAAUGACAGGUUCCCUGAUGAACAGUUGCUUUCUUUACAAAAUAAAGAACCUUGGUAUGCAGACAUUGUGAAUUAUUUGGUCUCGGGUCAAUUUCACCCAGACUUGAAUUCACAAGGAAAACAACAUUUUCUUUCCAAAGUAAAAUAUUUUUUUUGGGAUGAGCCUUAUUUGUUUAAAAUCUGUCCUGAUCAAAUAAUUAGAAGGUGCAUACCUGAGUUUGAGCAUCAAAAUAUUUUGAAUCACAGUCACACUCUAAACUGCGGAGGACAUUUUAGUGGGAAGAAAACUGCAUUGAAGGUUUUGCAGUCUGGUUUUUAUUGGCCCACUUUGUUCAAGGAUGCAUUUGAAUUUUGUGCUAAGUGUGAUAGGUGCCAGAGGACAGGUAAUAUAAGUAAGCGCCAUGAAAUGCCCCUUUCAAAUAUUUUGGUUGUUGAUUUGUUUGAUGUUUGGGGAAUUGAUUUCAUGGGGCCUUUUCCCACUUCCUUUGGUUAUAAGUACAUUCUUGUGGCUGUUGAUUAUGUGUCGAAAUGGGUUGAAGCUGUGGCUACCAGAACAAAUGACAGUAAAGUUGUUUUAAAGUUCUUGAAAGAUAUUUUUGUCAGGUUUGGGACACCCAGAGCUAUUAUUAGCGAUGAAGGUACCCACUUCUGUAAUAAACUUUUUGCAGGUUUACUAAAAAAAUAUGGCAUUACUCACAGGGUGGCUACCCCGUACCAUCCCCAAACCUCUGGCCAAGUAGAGGUGAGUAACAGGCAAAUUAAAGGAAUCUUGGAAAAAACAGUGAAUCCUUCCCGGAAGGAUUGGGCUAUCAAGUUGAAUGAUGCAUUGUGGGCUUACAGGACCGCCUACAAGACCCCGAUUGGUAUGAGCCCGUACAGGUUAGUAUUUGGCAAGGCUUGUCAUUUGCCGGUGGAGUUAGAACAUAGAGCCUAUUGGGCUAUUAAAUUCUUGAAUUUUGAUUUGCAGAUAGCUGGUGAGGUAAGAAAAUUGAAUUUGAAUGAAUUGGAUGAAAUAAGAAAUGAGGCUUAUGAAAACUCAAAAAUUUAUAAAGAAAGAACUAAAGCCUAUCAUGAUAAGUCUAUUUUGAGGAAAAAUUUUGAACCUGGAAUGAAAGUUUUGUUAUUUAACUCUCGUUUGAGAUUGUUUCCAGGUAAGUUAAAAUCUAGAUGGGCAGGACCUUUUGUGGUACGCGAAGUGUUUUCUCACGGUGCAUGUGAGGUUGAAAAUCCGACAACAGGUGAAAAAUUUAAGGUAAAUGGGCAAAGACUUAAGCAGUACUUCGAGGGUGAACCAUCAGCCCAUAUCGUUGAACAGGUUAACUAUACAACUACUGAAAAGGAGUUGUUAGCUGUAGUCUUUGCAUUAGAAAAAUUUCGUUCUUACUUGAUUGGUUCUAAAGUGAUUGUUUAUUCUGAUCAUUCUGCUCUAAAAUUUUUGUUGGCUAAAAAAGAUGCUAAGCCUAGACUAAUAAGAUGGAUUUUAUUGCUCCAAGAGUUUGAUUUGACUAUCAGGGAUAAGAAAGGAUGUGAGAAUGUGGUCGCUGAUCAUUUGUCUCGUUUGCCUGAUGCAGCUAAUAAUUGUCCUACAUCUGAUAUUCCUAUAAAUGACAGGUUCCCUGAUGAACAGUUGCUUUCUUUACAAAAUAAAGAACCUUGGUGCAUACCUGAGUUUGAGCAUCAAAAUAUUUUGAAUCACAGUCACACUCUAAACUGCGGAGGACAUUUUAGUGGGAAGAAAACUGCAUUGAAGGUUUUGCAGUCUGGUUUUUAUUGGCCCACUUUGUUCAAGGAUGCAUUUGAAUUUUGUGCUAAGUGUGAUAGGUGCCAGAGGACAGGUAAUAUAAGUAAGCGCCAUGAAAUGCCCCUUUCAAAUAUUUUGGUUGUUGAUUUGUUUGAUGUUUGGGGAAUUGAUUUCAUGGGGCCUUUUCCCACUUCCUUUGGUUAUAAGUACAUUCUUGUGGCUGUUGAUUAUGUGUCGAAAUGGGUUGAAGCUGUGGCUACCAGAACAAAUGACAGUAAAGUUGUUUUAAAGUUCUUGAAAGAUAUUUUUGUCAGGUUUGGGACACCCAGAGCUAUUAUUAGCGAUGAAGGUACCCACUUCUGUAAUAAACUUUUUGCAGGUUUACUAAAAAAAUAUGGCAUUACUCACAGGGUGGCUACCCCGUACCAUCCCCAAACCUCUGGCCAAGUAGAGGUGAGUAACAGGCAAAUUAAAGGAAUCUUGGAAAAAACAGUGAAUCCUUCCCGGAAGGAUUGGGCUAUCAAGUUGAAUGAUGCAUUGUGGGCUUACAGGACCGCCUACAAGACCCCGAUUGGUAUGAGCCCGUACAGGUUAGUAUUUGGCAAGGCUUGUCAUUUGCCGGUGGAGUUAGAACAUAGAGCCUAUUGGGCUAUUAAAUUCUUGAAUUUUGAUUUGCAGAUAGCUGGUAAGUUAAAAUCUAGAUGGGCAGGACCUUUUGUGGUACGCGAAGUGUUUUCUCACGGUGCAUGUGAGGUUGAAAAUCCGACAACAGGUGAAAAAUUUAAGGUAAAUGGGCAAAGACUUAAGCAGUACUUCGAGGGUGAACCAUCAGCCCAUAUCGUUGAACAGGUAGAGUUGCAGAAUUAUGAAUGCCCAUGUUGUCUAGCUACAGACAAUAACUGA
Molecule: messenger RNA, 5976 nt
Organism: Ipomoea triloba (trilobed morning glory)
Lineage: Eukaryota; Viridiplantae; Streptophyta; Magnoliopsida; Solanales; Convolvulaceae
Exons: 5
Coding region: 1-5976 (1991 amino acids)
Biological process (GO): DNA integration
Molecular function (GO): nucleic acid binding
Source: RefSeq, a predicted model, not a curated record